AUGAGUUCGAGAUUUGGUGGUCUUGAAUCAAUAAUUACUGGUUUAUGUGAUGAAUUUCCAAAUAUACUCGGACGUCAUCGAUCUUUAUUUGUAUUAGGUGUUCUUGUCAUAUGCUAUUUAGGUGCAUUGCCAACAUGUACGUAUGGAGGUGAUUAUAUUGUUAAUUUAAUGAAUGAAAUAGCUGUGGCUCCUGCUAUUCUUCUUGUCGUAUUUAUUGAAUGUAUUGCAGUUUCGUGGUUUUAUGGUAAAAUUAAAUUAUUAAAAUAA
Messenger RNA from Rotaria sp. Silwood2, 267 nucleotides. Lineage: Eukaryota; Metazoa; Rotifera; Eurotatoria; Philodinida; Philodinidae. The record is from the annotation of a GenBank genome assembly.